UGCCUGGGCGACGGCGGGCGCGUCGGAACUAGGGCAGCGGCUGCUCGGAGGCGCCGCGCAGUGGACCUGGCGGGCGGAGAGCAUGCGGAGCUGGUGCCUGUGUCAGAUCUGCACCUGCGGGCGACAUCGCUGUCCACAUGGAACCACGAGGAUUUAUGAAAACUCUGGCGCGUUUUGCCCAACGACGGAAUAUUUGGAAAACUACCCCACGUAUGGCAACGUCCCUCCGGCCCAGAGUCUCAAGCCCAAGCCAGAAGCCCGGGCGCACCGCGGCCAAAUGGAAGGAAUAACGACCUUUAAGUCGGAUUACCGCCCCCAUGACAUAGUCCCCCCGCCUCGCCACCUACCAGAAGAAUACAAACCCAAAUCGGGGGACAUUGAUCUCGACACCACCUACAAACGGGACUUUAACCCGCACCCAGCGCAGCCCGUGGCGAUAGUCCGGCCCCUGGAGAGACGACACGUUAAGAAAGGGAAGCUGGACACUCUCCCCACCUACAAAGAUGAUUACAGAGCUUGGGCCCUUCAGAAAAGCGACCUCUAUAAACCGGAGCACACGUACCGGCCCCCGGCGGUGAAAUUCGGAAACCCCACCACCUUUCAGGACGACUACGUUCCCCGGGCCGCGCGGCCCCGGCAGAGCUUCAAACCGGGGGCCGUGGCCCCGCGCCCCGCCGCCCCUUUCCAGGGCCUCACCAGCCACCGCCUGGACUUUGUGCCUCACGAGCUCGGACCCGCGCCCGCGCCUGCGCAGCCGAGACACGUUUACCGGCCCAGCUCCCAGCCCUUCCAGGGCCUCACCACGCACCGCUGCGCCUUUCAGGGGCUCGGGGGCGCAGCUGCCAAGGCCUGCAGGCCGGCCCCUGCCAGGGGGCCCCCCCGCGCGCCGUUUCAGGGGCGCACCGAAUUCCGGGACAGUUUCCAGCCCUGGGAGGUCCCACCCCGCCAGGUCAAGCCGGCGCAGGCGUACGCCCCGCCGGCCGGGGCCAUGCAGCUGGACAGCACGAGCCGCCUGGACUACGUGCCCCACCAGGCCCCUCCCCGCGCGGCCCCCAUCCGGCCCGCGUCUCAGCGGAGAGAGAAGCGCCCCUUCCAGGGGAGGAGCGCAACCCAGGAGGACUUCCCGGAGUGGGAGGCCUAUCGCCCCCGGGCCCCCGUGAAGCCGCAGCAGCAGAUGCCCGUCCUGUCCUCGGGGACGUUCGACGGGGUGAGCACCUUCCAGUCCCACUACGUGCCCCACGAGCUGGUGCCCACGGCGAGCUGCAGGCCGGUCCAGGCCCCGGUGCACAGCUCCAGUCCGUUCCAGGAGGAGACCUCCUACUCCACCGAGUUCGCCCCCAAGAAGCGGGAGGUCUGCCCGGCCAGCUACCCCUCCCCGCCGGGGUACGUCUUCGAAACGACCAACUCCCGGGGCCACCAGUUCUUCCGCAAGAUCGCGCCCUCCUCCUCCUCCUCCAGGCAGGCCUCCUAGCUUGCCGGC
Eptesicus fuscus (big brown bat) is the source of this 1480-nucleotide messenger RNA. RefSeq names its product stabilizer of axonemal microtubules 2 (gene SAXO2). Bases 83 to 1471 code for a protein of 462 amino acids. The record is from RefSeq and is a predicted model, not a curated record. Lineage: Eukaryota; Metazoa; Chordata; Mammalia; Chiroptera; Vespertilionidae. Gene Ontology annotation, biological process: microtubule anchoring. Gene Ontology annotation, molecular function: microtubule binding. The transcript is spliced from 4 exons. Gene Ontology annotation, cellular component: axonemal microtubule; centriole; ciliary basal body.